UAUAUUUAAAGGAAUCUGCAAUACAUCUCCGAUUUUAUUGGAACCUAGUUCAAUAAAUAAACAACAAAAAAUGCCUCGCUACCAGAAGCUAAUCAAUGAAGAAGACAACAAGUCAUCAUUAUCCAGUUCCCAGGAGCAGCAACAACCUCAUCGCUUCCAGCAGCAUCAGAAACCCAGCGUUGGUUAUCACUUGUACCUUUAUCGCCAGCAACUCGCCCAGCGAAAUGUGGAGUACAUUCGUCUGUCCAAGGCCAAGUACUGCAUCACGGAUACCCUGCUCUCCAAGACAGUGAGGAAUCUUAAAGGAUGCAGCAUCGAUGAGCUAAAGACAGUGAACAAUCAGAUUGUGUUCCGGCAUAAGCUAAAACAUCAGAUAAUGCGCCUCCGGAAACUGAAGAGUCUGGGAAUCAAGAAUGCCAAUCCCAAAAUGGAAAGCACCGAGCUGUGAAUCAAAGGAAUCCCCUGAAGCAAUCAGUUCUGACUAUGAUUUAAGCUUAGGCUCAAGAAUGACUCGAUUGUUUAGUUCAUAAAUUUUAACUUUUAAAUCUCCAAGUAAUUGCUAAUUAGCAGAGAAUACAUUCCAUAGUUUAAGUGGCGGGCACUGCAUAAAUCAUACUAAGCUUAAUAUUAAUCCAUUAAAGUACUUUUUAAGCUAGACUUGAAGUUAUAAAUAUGUUUAUAAA
This is a messenger RNA of Drosophila serrata, 683 nucleotides long. RefSeq lists its product as uncharacterized. The record is from RefSeq and is a predicted model, not a curated record. NCBI's taxonomy places the organism in Eukaryota, Metazoa, Arthropoda, Insecta, Diptera, Drosophilidae.